Tuber aestivum (summer truffle) is the source of this 432-nucleotide messenger RNA. Lineage: Eukaryota; Fungi; Ascomycota; Pezizomycetes; Pezizales; Tuberaceae. The record is from the annotation of a GenBank genome assembly.
UACCGAAUUGCGGUGCCGAAGCUUGCUGCGAGACCUACGGUUCCCUACCCGAGCACAGGACAGAUCCCGGUGCUCCAGUACCGGCAUCCGAUAAACAGCGCCCCGAUCGACGCCCGGGACCAAAACAUCCCGUCCACCACAUUCACUCUCCAAGCAAGCAAGCAGACAAUCAAGCCUUUCUCUGUUCUCCUUUCAUUUCCUCUAUGUGUUGUCCAUAUCAGCCUACUUUACUCCACAGCGGAAUUUCCCUCCACCCCUCCCAGGCACACAAAAUAAAUUUCACUCUCCCCACGCCUUCCUUUCUUCACCGCAAAAUGAUAUCAUUUCAACCCACCACGCUGGAGAUCUCGAGUCAAGUCGGGCAAACACUCGCCGGGCCACCGUGCACUAUGACGAUGGGAGAAUUGAGCAGACAAAACUUGCUCGAGUAGG